CUGCGCUCCCCAGCGAAUUUCCAUUAUUUGCCAUCUCGGCGCGACUCUCGUCCUAUGUUCUUUCAUCCAACUUCCUUCAUCGUCAUCAUUCAUGUUUGUUCGGACUAGACGGUGCCUGGUGUUACAUCUCCUUAUUUGACCUUUACUUCUCAGACGCCCAAUUCCCUAAACACACUAUCCGCACAUAGCUCACUAUUGCAAUAGCGAACUACAUAGUUCGAUUUCAGCUGCGAUUGGAGGAUUCGUGCGAUAUCCCGGCCUUGACUUUGAAGCAUAAGCCUGAUACUGGCGCAUAUUGCGCAGUCGACUGUUAUGGCGCCUGCAGCUGUCCCAAAUUCAGACCCACCGUCUCAGGCAGAUACUCCCAUGACUGAUGCACACGAAGAGCUAUUACCCGUGGAUCCUAUCGACGCGAAAAUGACCGACACUCCGGAUUACACGGACUCGGAUACAAAUCCCAAUACCACUGCGAGCAGUAUUGCAGGCGAUGCAAUCCCAAUGGAUGGGCGGAGACGGAAGUCCGAAGCAAAUAACAUGAGAAAGAAUGUGCUAGGCAAGAAGCACGGCUCUUUGAAUGAGAACAAGGAAGAUGACUCUAUUCGAAGAUUCCGCUACCUACUCGGCCUCACCGAUCUUUUUCGUCAUUUCAUCCAAACAAACCCCGACCCCCGCAUCCAGGAGAUCAUGGCUGAAAUAGACCGGCAAAAUGGCGAGGGAGACUCGAAGCCUAAGCGCAAAGGUUCAUCGCGAACAGGGGGCGCCAGCGGUGAUCGGCGGCGACGAACAGAACAGGAGGAGGACGCUGAAUUAUUGAACGAUGAGAGGAGAGGCAGCCAUACUGGCACAAUUUUCCGUGAAUCGCCGCCGUUCAUUCAGGGCGAAAUGCGCGACUACCAAGUUGCUGGUUUAAACUGGCUGGUUUCCUUGCAUGAGAAUGGAAUUUCGGGAAUCUUGGCGGAUGAGAUGGGUCUCGGCAAAACCCUACAGACGAUCUCCUUCUUAGGAUACCUCCGACACGUCUGCAAUAUCACUGGUCCUCACCUUGUCGCUGUACCAAAAUCCACGUUGGACAACUGGAAACGCGAGUUCCACAAAUGGACGCCCGAGGUCAAUGUACUUGUCCUACAGGGUGACAAGGAGGAGCGGCACAGGUUGAUCAAUGAGAGACUUCUUGACGAAAAGUUCGACGUCUGCAUCACCAGCUAUGAGAUGGUUCUCCGAGAGAAGUCGCAUUUGAAGAAGUUCGCAUGGGAGUACAUUAUUAUUGACGAAGCUCAUCGAAUCAAGAACGAGGAGUCUUCUCUUGCCCAGAUCAUCCGAGUCUUCAAAUCUCGGAACCGGCUUUUGAUUACCGGCACCCCGCUUCAAAACAACCUGCACGAACUUUGGGCCUUGCUCAAUUUUUUACUGCCGGACGUCUUUGGUGACUCCGAGGCCUUUGACCAGUGGUUUAAUAACCAGGAUGCCGACCAGGACACCGUUGUGCAACAGUUGCAUCGUGUCCUACGGCCCUUCCUGCUUCGUCGUGUGAAGAGCGAUGUGGAAAAGAGUUUAUUGCCCAAAAAGGAAGUCAACCUAUAUGUUCCCAUGUCACAGAUGCAGGUGAAAUGGUACCAAAAAAUUCUGGAAAAGGAUAUCGAUGCUGUCAAUGGAGCCGCUGGGAAGCGCGAAUCCAAAACCCGCCUGCUGAAUAUUGUUAUGCAGCUGCGCAAGUGCUGCAACCAUCCCUACCUUUUUGAGGGAGCGGAACCUGGACCUCCAUACACAACCGACGAACACCUUGUAGACAACGCUGGCAAGAUGGUUAUUCUGGACAGACUGCUCAAUCGCAUGCAGCAACAAGGGAGUAGAGUAUUGAUCUUCUCUCAAAUGAGCCGUGUACUUGACAUUCUGGAGGACUACUGCGUGUUCAGAGAAUACAAGUAUUGCCGUAUCGACGGAACGACAGCUCACGAGGACCGAAUUGCCGCCAUCGAUGAUUACAACAAACCUGGAUCGGAUAAGUUCAUCUUCCUUCUGACCACAAGAGCGGGAGGUCUCGGUAUCAACUUGACGACUGCAGACAUCGUCGUUCUCUAUGACAGUGACUGGAACCCUCAGGCUGAUCUGCAAGCUAUGGACCGUGCCCACCGUAUCGGCCAAACCAAGCAGGUAGUUGUUUACAGGUUUAUCACCGAGUCGGCUAUUGAAGAAAGAGUGUUGGAGCGUGCCGCCCAAAAGUUACGGUUGGAUCAGCUCGUUAUUCAACAGGGCCGCGCUCAGCAGCAAAGCAAGAAUGCCGCGUCCAAGGACGAGCUGCUUGGUAUGAUUCAGCACGGUGCCAAUGAAAUCUUCCAGAACAAGGGUGCCACCGGUACACUUGCUGAAGGCAAAGCAAUUACGGAUACCGACUUCGAGGCGAUCCUGGCCAAGGGUGAGGAGAGGACGGCAGAGUUGAACAAGAAAUACGAGAAACUGGGUAUCGACGAUCUGCAGAAAUUCAAUUCCGAAAGCGCCUAUGAGUGGAACGGCAAGGACUUUGCGGACAAGAAGAAAGACAUCGGAAUCAACUGGAUCAAUCCCGCAAAGCGUGAGAGAAAGGAACAGUUCUAUUCAAUUGACAAGUACUACCGUCAAGCUCUCGCAACUGGUGGACGAACCGCCGACCCCAAACCCAAGGUGCCCCGAGCACCAAAGCAGAUUGUCAUCCAUGACUGGCAGUUCUUCCCUCCCGGUCUUCAGGAACUGCAGGAGAAGGAGACAGCUUAUUUCCACAAGGAAAUUGGCUACAAGGUUCCCCUUCAGGAAGGACCCGAUGAAGAACUCAGCGAGCGUGAAGCCGAGCGUGACCUAGAGCAGCAGGAAAUUGACAACGCCGUGCCAUUGACGGAGCAGGAGGUGAUCGAAAAGACAAGAAUGUCCGAGGAGGGCUUCUCACACUGGAACCGUCGCGAUUUCCAACAAUUCAUCAACGGAUCCGCCAAAUUUGGCCGCACAGAUUACGAGGGCAUCGCAACUGAGGUCGAUAGCAAACAGCCUGAAGAGAUCGAAGAGUACGCAGAGGUCUUCUGGAAGCGAUACACUGAAAUCCAGGAUUACCCUAAGUACCUCAAGGUUAUCGACCUGGGCGAGGAGAAGCUCCGCAAGAUGGGUCACCAACGCAAGAUGCUCCGGAAGAAGAUGGAGAUGUACCGGGUGCCUCUGCAGCAACUUAAGAUAAAUUACACCGUGUCCACCACGAACAAGAAAGUCUACACCGAGGAGGAGGACCGCUUCCUGCUCGUCAUGCUCGACCGAUACGGCGUCGACGGUGAAGGUCUCUAUGAGAAGAUCCGUGAUGAAAUUCGCGAAUCUCCACUCUUCAGAUUCGACUGGUUCUUCCUUAGCCGUACGCCUGUAGAGAUCGGUCGCCGCUGCACGACACUGCUUAAUACCGUUGCGAAGGAGUUCGAGCCGGAGGGCAAGGCUAACGGAGAGAGCGGCAAGGGCCGUGGCCGGGACCGGGAUGAUGACGAACUCGAUAAUGAAGACGAAGCCCCGGCGAAGAAGAGAGCCAAGGGUGGUGCAGUGAACAAACAAGUCAAAGCCGUCAAGGGCAGCAAAGCAAACUCCGCGUCCACCUCCCGAGCCUCAUCCACCAACCCUCCCAAGUCGAGAUCCCGCAAGAAGUGAUUCUGAAUUACAUGGAAAUACCUAAUUACUUACCUCGCCUAACCUAACCGAACUACACCACCAUAUGUUGUACCAUUGUAUGUGAUUUUGGCAAAGAUUAUCGUCUCGGAUUUGUAGAAAGAGCGCGCUGGACGGUGGUUGUCUCUGUUUGCUUGCUUGGUCAGGGGAAUCUAUCUAGUUACUUUUAUAUUUUCUUUUUCUCUUUUCACUUUUUCUAUCUUUUCCCCCUGUUGUCUACGUUUACUCUUUUUUCGCACUUUAGGACUAGGUAUUCUGUAUCGGGUUCGGCGUUGGCAUAGAUGCCGCUGGUUAGUUCUAUUGAUUAGGUAUCGUUUUUUUGAGAUUCACCUGCACUUGUACGGUUACCUCGAUUUGUCGUAGGUGAGGGUUGAUGGACCGUGGCAAUGGUCUGUCGGUAUAAUGAAAAGCAAUAGAUAUGGUUUUUCCAGAUCUAGUGAUCUACUUGAGGACGAAGCUUAAUAAUAUGGGUUGAACCGUGUACAAGUUGUGGUAAGGUAUAGAUGUUCUCAGAGAAAAUAGCGACAUAGUAAUAAAUAUUUCACCAAAAAAAUCCAACGGAGGUGAGAUGGAAAUUAAGUAGAAGUUACAGCGAAGAUUAUUCAUCCAAAUUCAUAUCCUAAAGCUUCGAGCUUCGUCGUUCGAGGAUCUUCAUGAUGAGAUAUGCGACUGAAAAUGAGAGACAGGUGAGUAAGUUAUUCAUGAAUUGAUGGAAGAAAAAAGCGUGUAUUAGAGAAAGUAAAAAGAAAAAAGAGAAACAAGAAUAGGAAUUAGGUAUCAAAAGUAUUCUCAACAAUGAAUCAAGGGGUAUUUGGGUAUAGGUGUGGUAGAUAUUACAAUCAUAUAUAACCUAAUAAAGGGGAAAGAUCGAAGAGGAGAAGAAGAAGCUGGAGGAAAGGUACAGAAAGUCCGUUUACUCACCAGCAGCGAUAACAGUAGCGCGGGCAGCACCAGCCUUAGCCGAUCCUCCGCCCAGCGUGAGAACAAAGCGUAUCCAGCCGAGACGAACCUUCUGGCCGGAGCGGUCGAAGUCCGGGACGAGCGUGCUAGCCGACUUGAACUUGGCCAGCUUUCCGGCAUAAGGCGGGUAUCGAAUAGCCAGGAGAGAUUCGAGCCAGCCUGGGCUAGAUGUGAUCGGACGACGGUGCACGAACACGUCGAAGCUGGAGCGUCCACGGUAGGCACCGUAGCCACUUUCGCCGACGCCGCCGAAGGGGAGUGUGGGGAUGUGAAGCGCGGCGUCGUUGACGGAGACUCCGCCGGAGCGGGUCAUGGAGAGAACUACGUUGGUUAGCCCUGGGCGGUUAUGAGCAUGGAGAGGGGCGCGCUUACUUUUGUCAGUGUCGGCUUUUGAGCCGAACGGGUAGAUACCCAGGGGUGUGCUCUGGAUGCCGUUGGCAAUGCUAACAGCCUCGUCGAGGUUGUCAACGGGGAGGAUGGGGAUGAGAGGACCGAAGCUUUCUUGCACAAGCAAGGAGUCGUCGGGAGAAUCAACCUGAAUGAGAGUGGGCUCGAUGAAGAGAUCCUUCUCGUCCAUGGUACCACCCAUAAGGAUCUUGCCCUUGGAGUUAUCAAUCAUGCCCUUGAGACGACGGAAAGCACCCUCGUUGACAAGGCGAGAGUAAUCCGGCGAGGCCUUGGCUCCACGGGGAUAGAACUCCUUGUAUGCCUUCUUGAACUCCUCAACAACAGCGGGCACGAGGGUCCUGUCGACCAAGAGGUAGUUCUGAGAAGUGCAGACCUGACCUGCGUUCAUAAGCUUUCCCCAGAGCAGUCUUCGGGCGACAAGCCUGGGGUUUGCAGACUUGGUGAUGAUGGCCGGGUUGAUACCGCCCAGCUCGAGUACAACAGGAGUCAAAUGGGGAGCAGCUGCCUUUGCAAUGAUGCGACCUACGGUAGCACCACCCGUGAAGAAGAUUUUAUCCCAUCGCUCCGCAAGCAGGGCCUGAGUCUCAGGGACGCCUCCUUGAAUGACCUUGUAACAUGAGGGGUCAAGCGCAGCCUCAAUGAUUCGCUGCAUGACGACAGCACUCUUGGGGGCAUUUUCGCUGGGCUUAAUAACCACGGUGUUUCCUGCAGCGAUGGCGCCGAGCACAGGACCGAGGGUCAACUGGAAGGGGAAAUUGAAG
Aspergillus calidoustus is the source of this 5798-nucleotide messenger RNA. The record is from the annotation of a GenBank genome assembly. NCBI's taxonomy places the organism in Eukaryota, Fungi, Ascomycota, Eurotiomycetes, Eurotiales, Aspergillaceae.